Molecule: messenger RNA, 828 nt
Organism: Trypanosoma rangeli
Lineage: Eukaryota; Euglenozoa; Kinetoplastea; Trypanosomatida; Trypanosomatidae
Product: putative mitochondrial RNA binding complex 1 subunit
Exons: 1
Coding region: 1-828 (275 amino acids)
Source: RefSeq, a predicted model, not a curated record
AUGCGGCGAAUACUGCAUCCCCCCGCGUACGGUCUGAGUGGCCUCGUUGCCACAGCGUGUAAGACAGCGACCGGGUCGCUGUCUGGCACGGGUGCGUGUUUGGUAAUUACGCCCAUGACGCUGCUCCUGUCAGCGCGAGCCCAAGGAGGCUUCGGUGGGGGUCGUCCUGCCCGUGGGCAGCGCGGUGGAUAUGACAGCAGAGGCCGAGACAGGGAAAGAGGCGGCGGAGCUGAGGGCAAGGGAGGCGCGGUGCGACGCACGAUUAUCAACAAGACUGGCGACGGCGAGCUCAGCGAACUAACACGCAUGGUGAUGCGGGACGACUCAAAGAUUCUAACGGGCAUUGUCAAGCAUAUUCCGCAGAAUGGUGCCAUUUCAGUGAAGAGCCUCCACGCUCAGCUAUCACCUGAUGUGCAGGAAGCGGUAGCAGAAAAAUACAAUGGCCUCAAAAGCUUCCUGGAGCAACGCAAGCAGCUGUUUGUGGUGAAGAAAAAUCCGGCAGAUGGUGUGUUGUACGCUGCAGCCGCGCCGCUGGCGUUGCAGAAGCUUGUAGCGCGCGAGAAGCAACGAGAGACGAUGCAGGAGAUGUUGGGGCUUAACCGCCGCGGUGGCGGUGGCGGUAGCGGUAGCGGUGGCGGUGGCAAUCGUGGAGGACGUGGCAAUCGCGGUGGUGGUGGAAACCGUGAUGAUCGCGGUGGGGGAGGCGGUGGUGAACGUUUCUCUAGAGGCCGUGACAGUGGAGGCGGCGGUGGCGGCUUCAGGGGACGCGGAAGCGGCGGCAGGAUGGGCGGUGAGAAUCGUAGCUUCGGCACGCAGGGACGUCGUUGA